AUGACCGGCUUUGACUUCUCCAACUACAACCGCAACGCGGCUCUCCAUGCCAAGGGAGUGCCUCUACCUAAGGCUACAAGCACAGGUACCACUAUUGUGGGUUGUAUCUUUGACAAUGGUGUUGUGAUUGCAGCAGAUACCAGAGCUACUAGCGGACCCAUCGUAGCAGACAAGAACUGCGAGAAGCUACACUAUAUUUCGCCCAAGAUCUGGUGUGCUGGUGCUGGUACAGCUGCAGACACGGAGUUCACCACCGCCCUGAUCAGUUCGAACAUCGAACUGCACUCCCUCUCAACGGGCCGGGACCCUCGAGUAAUCACUUGCAUGACCAUGUUGAAGCAACACCUCUUCCGCUACCAGGGACACAUUGGUGCAUAUCUGGUGGUAGCCGGUGUUGACCCGACUGGCACCGGUCUGUACACAGUCCACGCCCACGGUUCGACAGAUAAACUUCCGUAUGUGACUAUGGGUUCUGGAUCGUUGGCGGCCAUGUCCGUUUUUGAGUCGAUGUGGAAGGCAAACCUGAACCGUGAGGAAGCGGUCGAGCUCUGUGCUGAGGCGAUCAAGGCUGGUAUUUUCAACGAUUUGGGAUCGGGUAGCAAUGUCGACGUUUGUGUCAUUGAGAAGGACAAGCCCACACAACUCCUGCGGAACUAUAUCAAGCCCAACGAGCGUGGUGAAAAGGAACGCAAUUACCGCUUCCCCAGAGGCACAACGGCCUAUUUGAACCAGAAGAUCAUUAGCAAGGAGGAUAUGAGGAAAUAUGUCACUGUGGAAGAGGUUUCCGGGGACCCUAAUCUGAUGGAGGUGGACUCGUGA
Molecule: messenger RNA, 819 nt
Organism: Aspergillus bombycis
Lineage: Eukaryota; Fungi; Ascomycota; Eurotiomycetes; Eurotiales; Aspergillaceae
Gene: pup1
Product: proteasome core particle subunit beta 2
Exons: 3
Coding region: 1-819 (272 amino acids)
Cellular component (GO): proteasome core complex
Molecular function (GO): threonine-type endopeptidase activity
Source: RefSeq, a predicted model, not a curated record